Messenger RNA from Aspergillus puulaauensis, 549 nucleotides. RefSeq lists its product as uncharacterized. Lineage: Eukaryota; Fungi; Ascomycota; Eurotiomycetes; Eurotiales; Aspergillaceae. The record is from RefSeq and is a predicted model, not a curated record. Bases 1 to 549 code for a protein of 182 amino acids. The transcript has a single exon.
AUGGCUCGUAGGUCUCGCUUCCCUUUCUACCUCCCAUCCUUCCAAAACAUAGUUGUCUUCUCAACGUCCCAUGCUUCUGGCCACUUCAAGACUCGCCCAGUCUCCUUCACCUUUUAUUUCCCGUCUUUCUGUCUCGUCCUCAAUGGUGUCUACCAAAGAUUGGAAGAUGAACCGUGUCGCGAGGUGGUUUGGGGUUUUGUAGCGAAUGUCCUACUGGUUAGCACAAUUUUUUUGGCUCAUAAAAGUUUCCCGCCUGUGCUCCCUCAGCACAGGGAAUCCCAUGCCAUGUCACCUAAUAGCCUUCUUUCCAAUAAUGCGACCAAGUACGCAUUGCUCAUUACUCAGUCUUACCCUGGUGACGCGGAUGCCGAUACUGUUGCGUCCUCCCAUUGCCCAUGUCACAUCAAUCUCUCACAGUUGCCAGCUUGUGCUACACCGACUCCUCGGUCCAUCAAUACCAAGGAUAGCAGCUGUAUGCUAAAAGUUCACCAAACCGAAAUAGUAUACAGAAGAUCCCAAGCCCCUACAGCAUGUGAUACAAGUCGCUGA